AUGGCUGGCUUUCUUAUGAAACAAAUGGUUGGUGGAAAAUUGAAUGAAAUGAAAGGUGGAAUUGAUAAAUUGACCGGUGAUAAAGAUGGUGAAGGUGGCGAGAAAACAGAAUCCGGUGAAGAUCCUGAAGUUGUAGCAGCACGAUUAGAACAGGAAGAACGACGGAAAGAACGUCAUCGAAAAAUGGAACGAGAACGUGAAAAAAUGCGCCAAGAUAUUCGCUCAAAGUAUAACAUUCAAAAGAAAGAAGAUGGUAUCGGCGGUCUACCAUUUGACAUGUCAAUGGAUGGUCGUAUUGUUGGUCCAUCGAUAAAGAAAACUCCAGAACAAAUUGCGCAAGGAAUGGAAGACGACGACAGUCUUAUCGGUCAACUUGGCUUAACCGAGCAAGUCGAAAAGGCAAAAACUGCCGUGAGUGAAGCAUUGGAAACAGUAAAAGGCUUUUUACCAUUUGGAAAAUAA
Messenger RNA from Brugia malayi, 462 nucleotides. RefSeq lists its product as uncharacterized. The coding region runs from base 1 to 462 and encodes 153 amino acids. Gene Ontology annotation, cellular component: terminal bouton; SNARE complex. Gene Ontology annotation, biological process: synaptic vesicle exocytosis; regulation of neurotransmitter secretion; neurotransmitter transport. The transcript has 5 exons. Gene Ontology annotation, molecular function: syntaxin binding. The record is from RefSeq and is a predicted model, not a curated record. NCBI's taxonomy places the organism in Eukaryota, Metazoa, Nematoda, Chromadorea, Rhabditida, Onchocercidae.